AUAAUAACAAUCAACAUAUAGAAUAGACUGAAUAGAAAUUAGAAAAGAAAAGAGUAAGCAGAAUGAAUUGGAACAUGUCAAUGACAAAUGAUCAUAACAGUUGUGUUACUACAAGCCAAAUGAGUAGUCAAAGCACUUGGAGUAGUCAUACUCGUCCAAGUACUGUAACAGCUUUUGAUCAACAUCAACAUCAACAUAAUCAAAAUGUUGUUAAUAAAAAACUUGAUAUUCUUUUGAAAGUAAUGCAAGAAACAUUGGCAGAAAAUAAUUUCAUUGAAAAGGAAAUAAUAAAUUUACUUAAAUUUCUAGAAAUUGAUACACAAUCAUUGUCAUAUGAAACAAAUACUGGUUUGGAAAAAGCUGGUGUUGUAUUAAAAAAUAAAAAUAUUAUUGAUUUUGAUGAAACUAGUCUUGUUGUUACAAUGGAAAAUGAUAAAUGUCAAGAAAUUAUUAAAACAAGAAAUGAUAGAGCAUUAAAAAAAAUAUAUGAAGAAUUGUGUAUUAAAUAUUCAAAAAUUCAAGAUAAAGUUACAAAAGUACAAGAAAAAGUACAAUAUAUUUGUGAUAUUAUUGAUAAUGAACGUGAUUUUGGUGGUGGUGGUGGUGGUGAUAAUAAAAAUUCAGAGUAUCAAUAUUCAGAAAUAAUUCAAAAUCAAACAAAAUUAAAUGAUUACAAGAGAAUUAUUGAUAAUUUAGAAAAAGAAUUAAUUGAUAUGAGUAUUGACAAUGAUGGUCCUGAUGCAAUAUUAAAAAAAUAUAAAUAUUGUAUGGGAGCAAGUGGUGAACUUGCUGAAUUAACAAAAUCAUUAAAUUAUUAUCAAAAUUUACCACCAGAUAUUAGACAAGCUAAAGCUGUUGUUGAACAAACUGAAAUAAAAAGACAACAAGUUAAAUAUUUACUUGAUAAAAAAAUGGGUAAAUAAUAAUGUAUAUCUUAUUUUAUCUUACUUUUAUUUUA
Aphidius gifuensis is the source of this 958-nucleotide messenger RNA. RefSeq lists its product as uncharacterized. The record is from RefSeq and is a predicted model, not a curated record. Bases 63 to 923 code for a protein of 286 amino acids. Lineage: Eukaryota; Metazoa; Arthropoda; Insecta; Hymenoptera; Braconidae. The transcript is spliced from 2 exons.